This is a messenger RNA of Fulvia fulva, 1233 nucleotides long. Its product is annotated as Taurine hydroxylase-like protein SAT17. The transcript is spliced from 4 exons. Bases 1 to 1233 code for a protein of 410 amino acids. The record is from RefSeq and is a predicted model, not a curated record. Gene Ontology annotation, molecular function: oxidoreductase activity. NCBI's taxonomy places the organism in Eukaryota, Fungi, Ascomycota, Dothideomycetes, Mycosphaerellales, Mycosphaerellaceae.
AUGGGUAGCGUUGAGGUAUUGACGCCAGGACCAGUCGGCCAGCCAGACAUCGGCUAUGCUCCUGACCUGGACAAAUACUUGGCGAGAGUGCAAAGAAGGCAACAAGCUGAGAAGCUUCAGAACAGCUUACCAGAUGGAUUCCCGCGAGAGCUGAAGUCGGAUCUGGUUUGGGAUGGUAGCUUUAUUGCUGAGAAGUACAAUUGGACGUAUAAGCUCAACGAAGCAGAAGUGCAGGAGAUUAAGGAUGCUUGGAGGCACUUCAAAUCCUUGGGCAAGCCACUGGGCUUCAUUGACCAAGAAACGUUUCCACUACCAAAGCUUCACACAGCCCUGCGAGAGAUCUCAGUUGAGCUACACAAUCGCAGAGGCUUCAAGGUCUUACGAGCCUUGCCCGUGGCAAAGCACUCCACUGAAGACAAUGUGAUCAUCUACGCCGGUGUCUCCGCUCAUGUUGCUCCAGUCCGCGGCCGGCAGGACCACCAGAUCGAAGGCAAGCCAGCAGAUGUCGUUCUGAACCACAUCAAAGACAUGUCCCAGAUCGUGGAUGCCAGCAAGAUCGGUGCUCCAGCGUAUACCACGGAGAAGCAAGUCUUCCAUACUGGUGUGGGUGAUGUUAUUGCUCUUCACUGCCCUUCGGAGGCAGCCGCGGGAGGAGAGUUGAAGCUCUCUUCAUCGUGGACUGUGUACAACGAGCUUGCGAGGACGAGACCGGAUCUGAUUCGAACUCUGGCAGAGCCUUGGGCUUCUGAGAACUUCAGCGGCACAGGCCAGAAAUUCACACUUCGUCCUCUCCUACAUUACCCCCCAGAAACAGCAUCUGACCCGGAGCGCAUGAUCAUCCAGUAUGCACGAAGGACUUUCACAGGCUACUGGGGCCUCCCAAGACCCUCCGACACCCCAGCAAUCACCGAAGCACAAGCUGAAGCGCUUGAUGCACUGCACUUCCUGGCUGAGAAACAUGCCGUCACUCUCGACUUUAAGCAAGGCGAUGUCCAAUAUGUCAACAAUUUGAGCAUCUUCCAUGCUCGAUUGGCUUUCACGGAUACGCCGGAGAAGCAACGACAUUUGAUCCGCCUGUGGCUUCGAGAUCCGGAACAUGCUUGGAAGACGCCGGAAGCGCUCAAGUCGAGAUGGGAUGGCGUAUAUGCCAAUGUGAAGCCUGAGAAUAGCGUUUGUCCUCUGCAGCCUCGCAUUCGAAGUUCCAGUGCCGGAACUACUGCGACGACCAAGUAG